AUUAUCAACUAGUUAUUUUAAUAUUGUCUUUCUUGUCCAAUCCCAUGCCUAUAAAGAUGAUACAAAUUACUCGGACAAAAUCACUGAAUUUUCUUUCAAAAACUAGCCAAGUAAAGUAGCUAUAAUUUUAGAACAACGUCAAAGAAAAUGAGGCAUCCAAUAGUUGUAGUUUUAAGCAUUUUGGUACUUAGUCAAGUGAGUGAGUGUCAUCGUAUUAGAAGUAAUUUGCAAAUAGGGCCAAUUGUAAUUGGUGGUCCCACGUCACCUCCUAUGCUGCAGCCUAGUCCGACGACGACGAUGUCUCGAUUGAAGGUAGGGUUUUAUAAAGGGUUAUGCCCUAAUAAAAUUGUGGAUGUUGAGGCACUCAUCACAGCCAAAGUUCAACAAGAAUUUGUCAAGGAUCCAACUAUACUUCCUGCCCUCCUUCGUAUGCAAUUUCAUGAUUGUUUUGUUCAUGGAUGUGAUGCAUCAAUCCUAAUAAAUGGAUCUUCAAGUGAGAAAACAGCAGGUCCUAAUCUUACUGUAAGAGGAUAUGAGCUAAUUGAUGCUCUGAAAGAUGUUGCAGAAGCCCAAUGUCCUAAUGUGGUCUCUUGUGCUGAUAUUAUUGCUAUUGCUACUAAAGAAGUUAUCAAAUUGGGAGGAGGACAAGGAUAUCUUGUUCAAACAGGGCGAAGAGAUGGACUUAUAUCAAACGCUCAAGAUGUCAAUCUUCCAAAUCCUUUUGGAUCAGUCUCCCAAAGCAUAUCAGCUUUUCGGUUCAAAAACUUCACUACCGAAGAAAUGGUUAUUCUCUUAGGUUGUCACACUGUAGGAAUUUCACAUUGUGUAUUCUUUGAGGAUCGACUAUACCAAGGUACUAGUCAAUUUGACGCAAAUAUGAACUCAACUCUUCGAGAGCAAUUGAUACCAGUGUGCCCACAAGGCGCGGGGUCCAACAAUUUUACCAAUCUUGAUCAAAAUCCACAGAGUUCGAAUACGGUUGAUAACUCUUUCUUUGAUCAAAUUGUCAAGCAAAGAGGAAUUAUUCCACUUGAUCAAGCACUAGCUCGUGAUUCUCAAACAAAGGAAUUUGUUGAACAACUUGCCCAAAAUCCUAACAUUUUUACUACUAGAUUGUCUACUGUCAUGAUCAAAUUGCAAGCGCUCGACGUCCUCACUGGCAAUCAGGGACAGAUUAGAAAAGUUUGCAGCAAAUUCAAUUAAGUGUCUACUUCUAGAUGAUUAAUAUGUUUCCUAUACAAUGUGGGAACACCUAAAGUUAGGUACACCCUACAAUAUACAUCUUCCGUUUUUAAUUACUUUCAGUAUUCUCUAUUUUAGGAAGUUCUCCAUUACUUGUGAUGUUGAUAUUUUUGUCAAUGUACUCUCUUUUUCUCUCUCCUAACACACACGAGUUUUUUAAAAGUUUUUUACCCCUCUCUGUCAA
Molecule: messenger RNA, 1426 nt
Organism: Beta vulgaris subsp. vulgaris (sugar beet)
Lineage: Eukaryota; Viridiplantae; Streptophyta; Magnoliopsida; Caryophyllales; Amaranthaceae
Product: peroxidase 57
Exons: 4
Coding region: 148-1203 (351 amino acids)
Biological process (GO): response to oxidative stress; hydrogen peroxide catabolic process
Cellular component (GO): plasmodesma; plant-type cell wall
Molecular function (GO): peroxidase activity; heme binding
Source: RefSeq, a predicted model, not a curated record